UUUCACUGGACGCGCGAUCUCUUAUUCCCUCCGCCUCCCCCGAUUUCCCAUCGCGUCUCGCCUUGCUGCCGGCUGCCGCUGUCGUCGGCGGCUGCGAGAGAUUGAUGGCGAGCCGAGGGGGCGGCGCGGUGACGUCGGCGCCGCCGGGGGACUACGUCUACUUCAAGUCCGUCGUCCCGCUCCACAAGAUCUCUAUUGGAUCAAAAUUGUGGAGGUACUAUGAUUUUGGCCCCAAGACUGUGCCACCCCUUAUCUGCAUCCCAGGAAUUGCAGGGACGGCUGAUGUGUACUAUAAACAGAUCAUGGCCCUCUCUAUGAAGGGUUAUCGAGUAAUAUCCAUCGAUGUACCCCAAGUUUGGAAUCACCAGGAAUGGAUUCAUUCAUUUGAGAAGUUCUUGGACUCUAUGAAUAUCCACCAUGUUCACAUUUAUGGUACAUCUCUUGGCGGAUUUCUUGGACAAAUAUUUGCUCAGCACCGUCCAAGAAGAGUAAAGUCUUUGGUCCUGUCUAAUACAUUUCUUGAGACACACAAGUUCGCUGCUGCCAUGCCAUGGUCUCCGGUUGUUAAUUGGACCCCUUCUUUUUUGCUGAAGAGGUACCUGUUGACUGGAAUCCGUGAUGGUCCGCAUGAACCAUUUAUUGCAGACUCCGUGGAUUUUGUUGUGGGUCAGGUCGAGACAUUAUCAAGAGAAGACCUUUCCUCAAGGUUGAUGUUAAAUGUUAAUGUGGCAUCAGUUGGGUCAUUAUCACUGCCUGAUUUAUUCAUUACUAUCAUGGAUACAAACGACUAUUGUGCUGUUCCUCAGCAGUUGAAGGACCAAGUGAAUGAAAGGUACGCAAGCGCAAGGCGUGCGGUACUGAGGACUGGUGGUGAUUUUCCCUUCCUGUCACGUCCAGAUGAGGUUAAUUUGUACCUUCAGCUACAUCUGAGGCGAGUUGGAGUAGAACCAAGACCAGAUCUUGUUCAGGGCUUCACUCGUGAUGGCACCCCUGGGAGCUCAAAUGAUCACAAAGAUGGGAGCAGUUUUGAUGAUCGUCCCAGAGAUAAUGGGGACCGUGGUGGUUCAGGUCGUGACGAUCGUGAGACACAGCAUUCCGAAUCAGAAUCACAUGAAUCCGAUGAGCCAAUACCGACAAGCACACUGCUCGCGAAUACUGUUUUAGGACAUUCCAUGGAUGAUGUAGUGAAUCACACCUUUUCUCCCAAAAUAGAAGUUGUCUUAUAGAGUAUUGUCAACGUUGUGAGAAGCUCAGCAGCAUUAGAGGGCAUUGCCGAUGGGAAAGCGCACAGCAACGGAGGGAAAUCAUUUCUGUAUGUCUGUAUAAUAGUUUUUUUUGUCUUUUGUAUACAAGUUAUUUUGUGUCUGUAGACUGUAGGGCUGUAUAUUCAAUUUGAGAUGACUAUAUUCAUUCUGAUUGCUUGAUCUUCUUGAAGUAGGUCAAUAAAUUAGAUCUGCUUUGUAAUCUCUUACAGUUGUUUUAGAUUGGUUGUGUCAUCUCUGCGCCUUGCA
This is a messenger RNA of Brachypodium distachyon (stiff brome), 1511 nucleotides long. RefSeq names its product maspardin. Lineage: Eukaryota; Viridiplantae; Streptophyta; Magnoliopsida; Poales; Poaceae. Bases 105 to 1226 code for a protein of 373 amino acids. The record is from RefSeq and is a predicted model, not a curated record. The transcript has 9 exons.